Prorocentrum cordatum is the source of this 481-nucleotide messenger RNA. The record is from the annotation of a GenBank genome assembly. NCBI's taxonomy places the organism in Eukaryota, Dinophyceae, Prorocentrales, Prorocentraceae.
GACGGUGCCCAUCGCGGCAACAAUCAGCGCGCGGCGGCGGCGGCGUUCUGCGCGCUGGCGUCGCCAGGCGCCCUGCUGCCGCUGGCGGCGCGGCGCGGCGGCGGCGCGGCGCGGCCGACGGGGGGCGGUGUCCGCUGCGGCCGGCAGACGCGGCGCGUCGUCAACGAGGCGGGCUUCGAGGUGGGCGUGAUGAUGGACCCGGAGGAGGCGGAGCGCUUGGGCAUCAAGCCGUUCGGCGACGGCGGCGCUGAGGAGGCCGUGCGGAGGCCGAAGUUCUACACGCACGGCCCGUGCGCGAGCCCGGCGGCCUCGGGCCACGUGGUGCCCUGUGCGGGGUGGCGCUCGGCGCCCCGGGCGGAGAGGCGCCGGCUGGCGGGGCUCGUGCUGGAGGGGCUGCGGCGCCACGGCUUCGUGGUGAUGGAGAAGCUGUUCGAUGCCGCCGACGUCGCGCCCCUGGAGGCGGAGGCCGCAAGGCACCCAG